Messenger RNA from Cygnus atratus (black swan), 699 nucleotides. It is a transcript of the gene TMEM179, whose product is annotated as transmembrane protein 179. The coding region runs from base 1 to 699 and encodes 232 amino acids. The record is from RefSeq and is a predicted model, not a curated record. The transcript is spliced from 4 exons. Lineage: Eukaryota; Metazoa; Chordata; Aves; Anseriformes; Anatidae.
AUGGCGCUUAGCAAUUUCCUCUUCGCUCAGUGCAUCUGCUACUUCCUGGCCUUCCUCUUCAGCUUCAUCGUGGUGGUGCCUCUGUCCGAGAAUAGCAAUGACUUCCACGGCCGGUGCCUGCUCUUCACCGAGGGCAUGUGGCUCAAUGCCAACCUGACGGUGGAGAGGCAGCGCUUCACCGUGCAGGAGUGGGGGCCUGAGGCCGCCUGCCGCUUCAGCAUCUUCACCGGGCUCCUCUCCCUGCUGCUGGCCACAGUGCAGGCCUGGCGGACCCUCUUCUUCCUCUGCAAAGGGCAUGAGGACUCUUUCUUUUAUGCUUUCCUGAAUCUGCUGAUCAGCGCCUUUGUGGUGUUUAUCACAUUUAUUGCUAGCACUAUAGUGAGUGUAGGAUUUAACAUGUGGUGUGAUGCAAUUACCGAAAAAGGAAGCAUGCCAAAUAGCUGUGAAGAAUUACAGGAUAUAGAUCUUGAACUGAACUUAGAAAACUCUGCUUUCUACGACCAGUUUGCUAUUGCACAGUUUGGUCUCUGGGCUGCCUGGCUGACUUGGCUGGGAAUUACCAUUCUGGCUUUCCUGAAGGUUUAUCACAACUACAGACAGGAGGACCUGCUAGAUAGCCUGAUCCAUGAGAAGGAGCUGUUGCUAGGAAGAUCCUCUUCACGAACCUCUUUGCAAGAUGAGAAAAGUGCCAUGAUCUAA